This is a messenger RNA of Dicentrarchus labrax (European seabass), 2152 nucleotides long. Its product is annotated as multidrug and toxin extrusion protein 1-like. The record is from RefSeq and is a predicted model, not a curated record. Lineage: Eukaryota; Metazoa; Chordata; Actinopteri; Moronidae. Gene Ontology annotation, biological process: xenobiotic detoxification by transmembrane export across the plasma membrane. The transcript has 17 exons. Gene Ontology annotation, cellular component: membrane. Gene Ontology annotation, molecular function: xenobiotic transmembrane transporter activity; antiporter activity. Bases 87 to 1844 code for a protein of 585 amino acids.
GUUGGUGGGUCAGGGGUGGAGAGAUCUGACAUGUAGCAAUACCCCAGCAUAAUGUGUAUGCCCACUCUCGCAGACAGAGAGCAAGUAUGGAAGAUUUAGCGACAAAAACCACAUGUAGAGGAGUAAAUGGACAGUCCAAAACAGACGAAUCACCCCCUGCUGCUCACAGUGUUGACUCAUGCUGCGGAUCCUGGCUGAAAGGCAUUAAGCUCUGGGUACCUGUGGACUACAAGAAUGAAAUCGUUCAGUUUUUAAAACUGGCAGGACCUGUGUUUAUUUCACAGUUGAUGAGCUUCCUGAUCGGCUUCGUCAGCAUGGCGUUCUGCGGUCACCUGGGGAAAACAGAGCUGGCAGGGGUGGCAUUAGCAAUAGCGGUAAUAAAUGUCACAGGUAUUUCCAUUGGCUUUGGUUUGGCAUCUGCCUGUGACACUCUCAUAUCUCAGACUUAUGGGAGUGGUAACCUAAAGCGUGUAGGAGUUAUACUCCAAAGGGGAGUUCUGGUUCUUCUCUUAGCCUGUUUCCCCUGCUGGGCCGUCCUCAUUAACACUCAGCCCAUUCUGCUGGCUGUCAGACAGAGCCCAGAGGUUGCUAGACUCUCCCAGCUGUAUGUGAAGAUCUUUAUGCCGGCUCUGCCAGCUGCCUUCAUGUACCAGCUGCAGGGGAGGUAUCUUCAGAAUCAGGGCAUCAUGUGGCCUCAGGUGAUAUCUGGAGCCAUCGGCAAUGUUUUAAAUGCAAUAAUUAACUACAUAUUCCUCAAUCUUCUGAAUCUCGGUGUUGCUGGAUCUGCAGCUGCCAAUGCCAUAUCACAGUAUUCCCUGGCUGUGUUCUUGUUUGUGUACAUCUGCUCCAGGGGUCUGCACAAAGCUACAUGGGGCGGUUGGUCAGGAGACUGCCUGCAGGAGUGGGGUCCUUUCCUCAAACUGGCCAUCCCCAGCAUGCUGAUGCAUUGUCUGGAGUGGUGGCUGUAUGAGAUCGCCGGGUUCCUGGCAGGCAUCAUCAGUGAGGUCGAGUUGGGAGCUCAGUCUAUAGUCUAUGAACUGACUGCUGUUGUUUACAUGUUUCCAAUGGGUUUCUCUGUCAUUGCCAGUGUGCGGGUAGGAAACGCUCUUGGUGCUGGGAACACAGAGCAAGCCAAGCUAUCCAGCAAGGUCUCCCUCAUAUGUGCAUCUACAGUCUCCUGCAUCAUUGGAGCUUGUCUUGGUGUGUCUAGGGAUGUAAUUGGUUACAUUUUUACCAUAGAGAGAGACAUUAUUCAGAGGGUAGCUGAUGUCAUGAAGCUGUACUGUUUCGUCCAUGUUGCCGAGACCUAUGCGGGUGUGAUACAAGGCAUUGUCAGGGGGGCAGGGAAGCAAAAGAUUGGUGCCAUGUGUAACUUGGUGGGUUUCUACCUCAUUGGGUUGCCGAUUGGAGUGUCUUUGAUGUUCCCAGUCAAAAUGGGCAUUGUGGGGAUGUGGGCAGGGUUUUUAAUUAGCGUUUUGAUACAGUCUGUAUUUUUUACACUUUUCCUGUGUAAACUAAACUGGAAGAAAGCCACUGAAGAGGCGAUGGUAAGAGCAGGAGUUAACAUUACAGAGAAGAACAACAUCUUUGGGAUAGAAAACAAGGCCCUGGACUCUGAUGAGAAACAGCCCCACAUAAAGACCAGUCGAUGUAGUUCUCUGAGUCUGGUAGAGGGGAAGCUGGAAGCACUCGGUGCAGGUCAGCAGACUUCAGAUGACGUGGCUCUGUCAGUCAGGCAGCUGGUGAUACGAUGUGGCGUCACUGUGCUGCUCAUGUUCGUCAUCCUCGCUGCUGGAGUCUUCAUCAGUGAGCUGCUCACCCAACUGCUCGAAAUAGAUGAGUGACCAUUAUUGGACCACAUGUGUGCAGCACAAAAAACAAAGCUCUGUCAGUGUGCCUCUGAGAGUCCAGAUGUAUCGCCAUCUUUGAAGCAUGUCACAUAGACAAAAUACAUACUCACGCAAUAAACAGACAACUAUAGAGAAGAAGCUUCCAUCGUAUAAUAUUGGCCCCCUGAUUUGUAAUGACAAAUUUCCAUUGCAUACUGCACGUUUAUGAACUUUAAGGCCAUUUAUUGUGCACUGAUGAUGGGGAAAAUAUUAGAAUGAAUUUUAAUUACUGAGUAUUAAAAUGUUCUGUUUUUGGAUUAUUA